Molecule: messenger RNA, 4601 nt
Organism: Hevea brasiliensis (rubber tree)
Lineage: Eukaryota; Viridiplantae; Streptophyta; Magnoliopsida; Malpighiales; Euphorbiaceae
Exons: 5
Coding region: 323-4330 (1335 amino acids)
Source: RefSeq, a predicted model, not a curated record
GAGCGCUCUCAAUUCGUCGCAAGUGCAAAAGCGCUCUUUAUCAAUGAGAAGGAAGCCUUGUUUGGGUUGAAGACGGAACAGAGUGGAAAUAAAUCAUCAAUAUUCUCUUGUUUCUCUCCUUGCAGUCACAUCAUUGACGCUUCUUUUUCCUCCUCAACUAUUGCCAUGUCAGUUUUAUCAUUGCCUCGCCGCCCAGAAACUGCUCCGAAGCAGGUUUCUUGCCAUCUCCAUUUCACCCUCUUGCUUUAGACUAAAGCCAGAGAAAUAGCAGCUACCAUAUAUAUACUUAUUAGGGUUUUGCAGAAAAGUUGUCCUUAGCCUGAUGGGAGACAAAAAGGUUUUUGUUCCAAUGGAGAAUAUAAUGGACCAUUUAAAACUAGCUGAGUUAAAGAAAGAGAAUCUGCGCGAAUCUUUUGAUCAAGCACAUGCACAAGCGUCUUCCAUUCUCUUGUUUACUCUCCAAUGGAAAGAUUUAGAAGACCAGUUUGAUUCGUUAAAGAAUUCUUUAUUAAAGCAAGCACAAGAAGUGGAUUUGGAAAAGGAAAAAUUAAUGGAAAACACCCAAGUGCUCGAACAACGUGAUCAAGAGGUUGAAAUUAAGUUUAAAUGGGUCAAUGAACGCUUGGAUGAGCUUCAAAUGAAGGAAAAACAAUUGGAUUUGAUUAAAAAGUUGAUUCAGGAGUGCACUUUGGAGCUUAGUUUAAAAGAAAAUCAAUUGAAUUUGGCUCGAAAAGAGGUCGAGGAUUGUAAUGGGAAGGUUAGUAUGAAAAAAGAGCAACUGGGAUUGGUGCAAAAGGAGCUUGAUGAGUGUAAUGAGGAGCUUAGUGUGAAAAAGAAGCAAUUAGUUACAGUUCAAAAAUCAAUAGUGGAACUUACUGGGGAGCUUGAAUUGAAGGAGAUGAAUUUAGGUUUGGUUAAAAUGAAGGUUGAGGAGUGUUGCAAGGAACUUUUUGCAAAAGAUCAGCAAUUGGGAUCAGUGCAGAAGUCACUUCACGAAUGUUCCAAGGAGCUUGAAACAAAAGAGAGUGAUUUAGAGAAGGUGAAAAUUUUGACUACAGAUUGUAAUGAUGAACUUGAGCUGAAAGAGAGGGAGUUGGAUGCAUUAAAGAACUUGAUUAGUGAUUGUAAGUGUGAGCUCAAGUUGAAUGAGAAGCAGUUGGGAAUGCUGCAGGAAUUGACUGAGAAAUGUUCUGGCAAACUUGACUUGAAAGAGAGUCAAGUGGGUCAAAUUCAAAAAUCAAUUGAUCAGUGCCUGAUGGAGCUUGAUUUGAAAAAGAAGGAACUUGAUGCAACCCAAAAAAUGACCAAGGAAUGCCAGAAAGAGGUUAACUUGAAAAUGAAGGAACUGAGCAGAGUCCAGAUAUUGAUUAAGGACAUGUUGGACGAUCUUCAUUCAAAAGAGAAUCAUCUUGAUUCCAUCAAAGCGUUGAUUGAAGAAAACACUGAAGAACUUGAAGCUAAAGAGCAACAAUAUGAUGCAAUAAAUAAGUCUAUCAAUGAGUGUUCUGCAAAGCUUACAAUGAAGGAGAAAGAGAUGGAGUUGAUUGAAAAAUCUAUUAGAAAUCUCUCUUCAAAGCGUCAGUCAGAAGAGAAGAAAUUAGAUUCUGUCGAGAUGUUGAUUGAGGAGAGUUUGAAAGAUCUUGAUUCAAAAAUGGAACAUCUUGAUUCCAUCAAAGUGUUGAUUGAAGAAAAAGCUGAAGAACUUGAAGCUAAAGAGAAACAACAUGAUGCAAUAAAGAAUUCUAUCAAUGAGUGUUCUGCAAAGCUGAAAAUGAAAGAGACAGAGGUGGAGUUGAUUGAAAAAUCAAUUAGAAAUCUUUCUUCAAAGCUUCAGGCAGAAGAGAAGAAAUUAGAUUCUGUCCAGAAGUUGAUUGAGGAGAGGUUGAAAGAUCUUGGUUCAAAAGAGAAACAUCUUGAUUCCAUCAAAAUGUUGAUUGAAGAAAAUGCUGAAGAACUUGAAGCUAAAGAGAAACAACAUGAUGCAAUAAAGAAUUCUAUUAAUGACUGCUGUGCAGAGCUGACAUUGAAAGAGAAAGAGGUGGAGAGGAUUGAAAAAUCUAUUAUAAAGUUCUCCUCAAAGCUUCAGUUAGAAGAGAAGAAAUUACAUGUUGUCCAAAAGUAUGCAAAACGGCGGGCCAAGGAAUUUAAUUUAAAAGAAAAGGAGCUCAGUUCACUCAAAGACACAAUGAAAACAUAUUGUGUUGAUCUCGAAUUGAAAGACAGGGAAUAUAAUGCUGUUCGAGAAUCUAUUGGAGAACGGAAUGAAGAACUUAAAUUGAAGAAGGAGCUGCUGCAAUCAGUCCAAAUAUCAAUCAUAGAGUGCAGUGAGGAGCUUGAAGCUAUGAAGAAACAGCGAAGCACUGUCCAAAAAUCAAUUGCAGAAUGCUCUGAAGAGCUUGAAUCAAAAAAGAAGAGUAUUGAUUUGAUGGAAAAAUCUUUGAAAGAAUGCUCUGAUAACCUUGCAUUAAAAGAGGCAGAAUUGGAUUCAAUACAAAGAUUUCACAAAGAGCAUGAAGAAAAGAAGAAGUAUUUUGAUUCCCUGGAAAGAACAUUAGAAGAAUGCUGGGAAAAACUUCAAAUGAAAGAGAGGCAAUUUGAAGAAAGUGUGAAGAAGUUUGAACUAGAAAGAGAACAAUUUGAUUUAAUGCAAAAAUCAGUCGAAGAACGAUGUAAACAAUUGGAAUUGAAAGAGAAACAAUUGAAUGACAAUUUUCAUUCACAAUUAGCAAUUGUGCAACCUGGGAAUUUGAUGCUUAACAAUACUGGUAAUUCUCUAUCUGUGGGUUGUCAAAACUUUAUCACAAAUGAUGGACAAAAGCUGCAGUUGCUCUUGAAUGAACAUUUGAGAAAUCAUGAUUUGGUUCACAACGAAGUCUUCACGGCUAUUCAAAAGUCACCAGACCCAGGAAAGUUGGUAUUAGAUGCUAUGCAUGGGUUUUACCCCCAAGGUUUGAAGAAGGGGGAUGUGGAGUUUGAUUUGAGUGUCAUUAGGAGGAGUUGUACCACUCUGUUGGAGCAGUUGCUGAAAGUAUCCCCACAGAUUAAGCCAGAAAUAAAACAACAGGCAAUGAAGCUCGCCGGUGAGUGGAAGGCAAGGAUGAGUGCAGUGAAAGAGAACUCUCUGGAGGUGUUAGGUUUUUUGCAGCUUUUGGGUGCCUUUAAACUGUACUCUGCUUUCAGCCCUGAUGAGAUUCAAAGUCUUCUUGAUACUGUUUCUCAGCACAGGCAGGCACCUGAAUUAAGACAGGCUUUUGGAAAUGCAGAGAGUUUAUCUGGGAGCAACAAUUCAUUUUCCCAUGUAAAAGUUGAGCAAAUGGAGCAUUUGCAUGUCAGUGAUCCAGUAUGUUCUUCAUCUGCAAAUUUUCAGUCCACUGUGAUCACAGAAGGUAGUUUUCUUUUGUUCCAAAAUGAGGAAUUGGGUGAGUAUGAUUUGAAGCCCCAAGAAGUUUUAGCUGUCCUUAAGUUUUCACCAGACCCAGCAAAGUUUGUUUUGGAUGUGAUGCAAGGGUCAUAUUUCCACCACUGGAAGAAUGAGGGUGGAGGACUUGAUGCAAGUGUUUUCAGGAGUAAGGUCCUACUGUUGGAGCAGCUGAUGAAAGUCUCACCAAAAAUAAGUCCUCCAGUGAAAGAAGCAGCUAAAAAGUUGGCAGUUUCCUGGAAAGUAAAUAUAGGAUUGCAGACAGAGAAUCAAAUGGAAGUUUGGGCUUUUUUGCUUUUUUUGGCUAUAUAUGGAUUAGUGUCUUUUUUUGGUGGAGACGAGAUUUUAGGGCUUAUUGAUAUUGUUGCUCAUCUCAGACAGGCUCCUGAAAUAUGUCGGAUCCUUGGUUUCACUGCUAAGAUCUUUGUGUUGGUUCAGAAUCUUCUUCAAAGGAAACAACAUAUAGAGGCUGCUAGAUUUAGUUAUGCAUAUGGGCUAGUUGAAGAUUUCUCUCCAGAGGUCAUCCUGCAAAAACACGUGGAUAACAUAAAGAGGAGUGCAUACAUCUCCCUUUAUGGAAAGGAUUUGCCUGAAGCACAGGUUGAGGCCAUAGAUAAAGGAGUAGCUGCUCUUAGAACCAUAUUAGAAUGCGUAGCAGAUUACAAGCUUGAAUCCAGAUUUCCAACUCAAAAGGUCACAGAUCUCAUCGUUGAGCUGGAAAAGCAAAAGGCAAGCAUCAGAGGCUCUCUACCAGCCCCUCCUUUUGUUGUUCAACCACAAGUGCAAGGUGGAAAUAAUCACACUAUUGGCACAUCUGGCCCCAAGCCAUCGCUACAUAACCAGAACUCGAGGGAUAGAUUGCAAUUCCAGGGUAAUAACAAGCGUCCCAAGAUAAGCUUCCUAAGGUUGUAGCUUUGCUCCAGGGAAAAAUGGCUGUGGUAGCUGGGUUCUUUCUAAGUUUAUGUCAUAGGGCUUUUGUCAGUAUAUAUCUUGUGAUCUUGACUCUCAUCUAACCCUCCACUCUCCUCUUUUGCUGUAUCAGAAGCUUGUGAGUAAUCUGCUUGUUUUUGCUUCAGACUUUGUGUUAACCUAGUAGUGAAGUUCCAUCUUUGAUGGCCAACUCUUUUGUACAGAAACCAAAAGCAUCUAAAAGGAAGUAUAUUUAGCCAUGUUUUAUAUUGAA